AGAACUGGGGGCUGCUAUAGCUGCCAUGAAUUGUGGUAAACUUGACAACUAGUAAACUUCGCAUUAUAGUUUCUGUAGUUCCAUCACAAUUAACUAUGAUGCAGUAAAUGCACAUGAGCAUAUUACAGUGAUAUAGCAACAGCUAUUAACAUUGAUUAUUAAACUCAGGCCAGAGAAGUGACUCAAACUCUCCUUAUUGGCAGGUCAGCAAGUGCCCAAAUGGGUGUAGGGUGCAAGGCAUGAUUAUCAAAAUUGAGAAGGAGAUUUUCAGUCGAGUGGAUGCUGCAAAACAAUCCUGGGUGACAAGUAACUCACACAAUGUACAAAUUCUUUCAGAAUUAAAACAGCUUCAUGAAGUGGCAGAUCGAAACAUGCUUACAGAGAAAGAAACAUUGAAAAACUUUGCUCAAGUUGGAAACGAGUUAAGUAAGAAACUUACUUACCUUAAAAUAAAGGUGAAAGAACAAAUAUCAAAACUAAAACUCCUAAGUAGUGAGAUUGAAGAUCAACUUGCAAUAAUGAAGAUACUGGAGGUGGAUACUGAUAUCAAGAUUCGCACCUGCAAAGGAUCAUGUCAAAAUAUCCAGCUUUUCAUGACCAACCUUGAAAAUUAUGGAUCCUGGAAGAAAGAUUUGGACAUGAUAAGAAAUUAUCAAAAAUAUGACACCAAAACUAUGCAUAACAUAAGCUUUGUUAACUUACAUGAACAAAAGAUUGGUGCCAGCUUCAAAGAACUAUGGCCUCUAAUGGAUCUGAAACAGUUGGAGAUGUUUGACAGUAUAGAUCAAUAUAGGCUAAAAUUAGAGGAUAUAUGAUCAAAUCCACUCCUUUAAAGCAUACCUGUCAUUUCAGAUGCCUUCACAGAACAAGCUGUCAUGUGAAUACAUACAGAAUAACAUUAUUUCUGGCCAUUAUAUAACUUGCAUUCUGCAUUUAACAAUGGUUUUCCCUUCUGCAGGUUCCACCUCUAAUUUAUGGUUUUCCCUCAGUUAGUGGGAGGACACUAGCUGAUAUGAUGUCUCCCAUACACAGCAGAUAUAGAAAAGAUCCUGCUCCCAUAUCCUUUUGUAGCACAUCCUCAGAAGCAACAGAAGAAUGGAGGUUGUUAUACAUUUGUACUGAUAAGUGUAGCUUUGAAUCCAGCACAGGGGUAAAACAAUAAAACACCAGCAGUUUCUCUAUGAGUCUCCCUCCCACUACAAAAUCCUCUACCUCUUUAUAGACUUCUACUGCCAGCAGCUACAACCUGAUCUGUUAGACCUCUUUCACACCAUUCAUGUGCACAGCCGCAUAGAAAUGAAUGGGUCCAGAUUCAGUGCGGGUGCAAUGCGUUCACAUCACGCAUUG
Messenger RNA from Bufo gargarizans (Asiatic toad), 1347 nucleotides. RefSeq names its product fibrinogen alpha chain-like. Gene Ontology annotation, cellular component: fibrinogen complex. NCBI's taxonomy places the organism in Eukaryota, Metazoa, Chordata, Amphibia, Anura, Bufonidae. Gene Ontology annotation, molecular function: signaling receptor binding. Gene Ontology annotation, biological process: protein polymerization; platelet activation; blood coagulation. The coding region runs from base 240 to 815 and encodes 191 amino acids. The transcript has 3 exons. The record is from RefSeq and is a predicted model, not a curated record.